Molecule: messenger RNA, 790 nt
Organism: Phlebotomus papatasi
Lineage: Eukaryota; Metazoa; Arthropoda; Insecta; Diptera; Psychodidae
Gene: nmdyn-D6
Product: nucleoside diphosphate kinase 6
Exons: 2
Coding region: 195-722 (175 amino acids)
Biological process (GO): UTP biosynthetic process; CTP biosynthetic process; GTP biosynthetic process
Molecular function (GO): nucleoside diphosphate kinase activity
Source: RefSeq, a predicted model, not a curated record
CUUAAUUUUCAAUUACUUUCUCUUAUCAUAACUUUAAUUAACCGUUAUAAUUCAAAAUCCCAAUAUAACCCCCUAAGUCCGUUCUCAACUGUCAUGAAAGUGCUCGAAGAUUGUGUUAAAAUCAGCUGUUAGUGCAACAUAACCUCAAAAAACUCCAGUAGUGCAUUUUCCGCAAGUUUUCACGAUGCCUCAGGAUGACCAAGAUUGUUCCAUUGGAGCUAACUCUGGCCAUAAUCAAGCCCCACGUUAUUAAAAAUAAUUUCGCACUUAAACAAAUACGGGAAAUCAUUUUAAAGAAUGACUUCCAGAUCGUCAGAAACAACAGAAUUUCUAUUACCAGGAAAUCUGCCGAAGAUUUCUACGCUGAACAUUCCAGGAAGUUCUUCUACCAGCGUCUGGUGACUUUUAUGAGCAGUGGACCAUCAGAUGUAUACAUCCUAACCAGAGAAGAAGCCAUAGUGAAAUGGAGGGAACUCUUGGGGCCAACUAAAGUCUACAAAACCAUCAUAUCUCAUCCUGAGAGCAUUAGAGGAAGAUUUGGUAUCUCAGACACUAGGAAUGCAGCUCAUGGAUCAGAUUCUCCAGAAACAGCCGAAAAGGAGAUUAAGUUCUUCUUCCCGGAUUUUGACAUAAAGAGGUGGUUCCAAGACGAUGAAGUUCAGUUUAGAAUUAGGAAAACCGUGUUCAAUGAUGAAAAGUUUCUCCAUGAAAUAAGUAGUUAGGGUAGUUAGCUAGGAUUGACUACAAAUGAAUUGUUUUUGUUAACUAAUAAAAGCUGCUGAAAAUACAA